This is a messenger RNA of Acanthosepion pharaonis, 723 nucleotides long. The record is from the annotation of a GenBank genome assembly. Lineage: Eukaryota; Metazoa; Mollusca; Cephalopoda; Sepiida; Sepiidae.
AUGCCAUAUGCAAAUCAGCCUAUUGUGUGUAUAACUCAGUUAACAGAUGAAAACAUCAAGUUUGUUUUAGAGGACACUGAUCUCAGUUCUGCCAAUGCACUGCGUAGAGUAUGUAUUGCUGAAGUACCAACAAUUGCCAUUGAUUGGGUGCAAAUUGAAUAUAAUUCAUCUGUUUUGUUUGAUGAGUUCAUUUCACACAGAGUGGGUUUGAUUCCACUGACCAGUGAUGAAGUGGUUGACAAAAUGGUUUAUUCAAGGGACUGUGCUUGUGAAGAUUUCUGUCCGGAUUGUUCUGUAGAGUUUACAUUGGAUGUAAAAUGUCAAGAUGAUCAGACAAGGCAUGUAACCACAGCUGAUUUGAUAAGUACUAAUCAAAAAGUUAUUCCUGUAACAUCUCGCCAUCGAGAAGAAGCCAGUGAAUAUGAAGAAACAGAUGAUAUUCUGAUUGUAAAACUUCGCAAAGGACAAGAACUGAAAUUACGGGCAUUUGCCCGAAAAGAAUGGCCUAAAAGUGAAUAUUCCGAGUUGGAAGGUGAAGACCAGACUCAAGGAUCAUUUGACCCGAGUGGUAAACCAAACAAAUAUUUUUACAAUGUGGAAUCUUGUGGUUCUUUGCGGCCAGAGAAUAUUGUUUUUUCUGCAUUGUCCAUUCUUAAAAAGAAACUGAGUGACUUGCAGACACAACUUUGCCAAGAAAUCAGAAAUGAUGUCCUUACAGUUUAA